AUGGCUACGAUAAUAUCUAGGGAUACUCUCGAAGUCUCUCUGUCGAGACUUGACGCACGCGUAAAGGAUGCCGAUAGUGCAGAAACUCAAGACACCACGGUAGGACCCUUUGGGAUCAUUGAUUUUCGGCCCUCUGGAACUUUGGCACCUGCAGCCGUGCCAUCUGACCAGUACCAGGUUGGACCCAAGAAACCAAACGCUAUCUUCGAAGAUGAUUUUAAUGCUAGUCCCUUGACCGAGGGACUACUAAGUAAUCCAAAUGAUUUCUUAGAUUGGACAGACCUUUUGGCCCUCGACCACGAAAAUGAUGUUUUCCUUUCGGAGACUGCGUUUCCCAGCGAACUUCUGAAUGCAGACUCGCAAAUUACAGACAACGGAUUAGCUCUGAGAGCAGGUGGCGUACAGGGCGUACAGAUCCCUGACCCAGGCCCAGUUGAUCGGAUGUCACCGUCUCCGCCAGGGUCGAUUGGCCUGACAUCUCCCACAAUUCAGAAGCUGCUACGAUACUUUAGAGACCAGGUCAUCCCUAAGUUCUCAGCAAUUCCAGACAGCGAUAAAUCUCCGUGGAAAUCCUGA
Exophiala aquamarina CBS 119918 is the source of this 576-nucleotide messenger RNA. RefSeq lists its product as uncharacterized. Lineage: Eukaryota; Fungi; Ascomycota; Eurotiomycetes; Chaetothyriales; Herpotrichiellaceae. The transcript has a single exon. The record is from RefSeq and is a predicted model, not a curated record. The coding region runs from base 1 to 576 and encodes 191 amino acids.